Aphanomyces invadans is the source of this 297-nucleotide messenger RNA. RefSeq lists its product as hypothetical. The record is from RefSeq and is a predicted model, not a curated record. The coding region runs from base 1 to 297 and encodes 98 amino acids. The transcript has a single exon. Lineage: Eukaryota; Oomycota; Saprolegniomycetes; Saprolegniales; Verrucalvaceae.
AUGGAGCGAUCGUCGGCGACAGUGCUUACGUCCCAAGAGCUGGUGGAUGCCGUCGUGGCGUACGACCAUGGCGUCCGCUUGGACAUGGUUGCUCUCAUUAGUGUGGCGCAACCGAUCAAGAGUACAUUGUUUGCCCCGUUCCAUGCGGCCAUCCCUCCACGGCACGACCAGUGGCGCCACUCCGGAGUCGUGCAGCAGCUCGCUAGCAUGCCGCGCAUUCAAAACGGUGUCGUUGCACAUGCGCUGUGGAGCGGAAACCUUCCCCUGUUUACGAGACUACCAGUCGAGUUGUUGUGA